UCCGUAUAAAAAUUAGAUUCAGUACCCAAAAUACUUGCUAUUCUUAGAAUUUCGAACUUUGAAAGCAGCCAUCUUAAAAUGGAAGGCAGGGAUCGUUGCUGUAAUUGGUUGAAAAAUCAUGAAUCACUUUGUAAUGUACUUUUCACACUAUUUUUGGGUCAAAUUAUUUCCUUCACUUUGGCGACUACCAGCUUUGCUGCUUCUUAUUUAGCGACUCGUGGUGUUGAUGUCCCAGUGACACAGUCAUUUUUUACUUACUUCGGUUUGGCUUCAAUUUAUGGAAGUAUCAUGCUCUUUAGGCGUAAGAAAUUGCUGGUUCCUUGGUAUUAUUAUGCCCUUUUAGCAUUUGUUGAUGUUCAAGGGAAUUUACUUUUUAUUAAGGCAUUCAAAUAUACAUCUGUCACAAGUGUGACGCUUUUUGACUGUUGGGCGAUAGUUUGGGUGAUGAUUUUGACAUGGCUCUUCCUAGGCACAAGAUACACUGUAUGGCAGUACAUUGGAGCUGCAAUAUGUGUAGUUGGCCUUUGCUUCGCACUCCUCUCUGAUGCUACGAUUGGUGGUGGAGGUGGAUCUAGACCUCUUUUUGGUGAUUUUCUUGUAAUAGUUGCAACUCUGUUUUAUGCAUUGAGUAAUGUUGGUGAGGAGUUCUGUGUCAAACAGAAAGACAUCGUUGAAGUAAUUUCAAUGCUUGGUGUCUUUGGAAUGCUGGUGAGCAUGUGUCAGAUUAUACUAUUUGAAAGGCAAGAUUUGGAAGCAAUUGAGUGGUCUGCAGAUAUUAUACUAGUAUUUGCUGGAUUUGCAGUAGGAACUUGUUUGUUCUACAGCCUUGUUCCUUUAAUUUUUAAGCUAAGUGGAGCUACAUUGUUCAAUCUAUCUAUACUUACAUCUAAUAUGUGGUCAGUUGUCAUCCGCAUACUAUUUUAUCACGAAGAGGUUAACUGGCUAUAUUAUGUUUCUUUUGCAAUCGUGGUUGUGGGACUUGUAAUCUAUUGCAAAACGGAGAACAAACCCGAACCAAUAGACACUCAUGUGGAUGGGCAUUUGAGUAUACAAUAUGAAGUUCUUGGUGAAGAAAGCUUACAGUCAAGAGACGGUUCAAUUAGAGCAUGAGAGGUGGAAAAUGAAUCUAAAGGACCUUAAUCAUGUUGUAGUUAUAUAGUAAACCCUACUGAAAAGAGGAUGAAGAAGCUGGGAAAUUGCAUAUAGCUUCUUGUCCAUGUUCAUUACAUAUGUUGUGAGUCUGUGACUAUAAACUUAUUUUCUUUCUAAAAAAAUAAGAAGAAAGAUAUAUAUUCAUGAUUUUUUUACUAUAAAUAAUAAUUAUAUACAUUAA
This is a messenger RNA of Chenopodium quinoa (quinoa), 1333 nucleotides long. Its product is annotated as solute carrier family 35 member F2-like. Gene Ontology annotation, molecular function: transmembrane transporter activity. The transcript is spliced from 11 exons. The coding region runs from base 79 to 1110 and encodes 343 amino acids. Gene Ontology annotation, cellular component: membrane. Gene Ontology annotation, biological process: transmembrane transport. NCBI's taxonomy places the organism in Eukaryota, Viridiplantae, Streptophyta, Magnoliopsida, Caryophyllales, Amaranthaceae. The record is from RefSeq and is a predicted model, not a curated record.